Messenger RNA from Trichoderma atroviride IMI 206040, 1221 nucleotides. RefSeq lists its product as uncharacterized. The record is from RefSeq and is a predicted model, not a curated record. Gene Ontology annotation, biological process: lipid metabolic process. NCBI's taxonomy places the organism in Eukaryota, Fungi, Ascomycota, Sordariomycetes, Hypocreales, Hypocreaceae.
AUGGAGGGGGCAUUACCGGGCCGCUUCAGGCUAUUGCUGCUCUUACAGCUCGCCGUUGCUUACCUCACGGGGGCUGUAUAUAUCGACCAGCAGAAGCCGUUGGGCAACAAGCAGUCAGCAUCUCCUUCGACCAUCUCCGUACCGUUAUUCGCGUCUCUCGAACGACUGGCUAGGCUUGUUGACGUGUCGUAUUGCCUUGGCACUUCUGGCAUUCGCAAACCGUUCCAGUGUCUCUCCCGAUGCAACGAGUUCCCUGAGUUGACGUUGGCUACCACUUGGAGCACAGGCAUUCUGUUCAGUGACAAUUGUGGAUUCAUCGCCAUUGACGAUGGCUCAGAACAACAGCUUCUCGAAGCAAAUCGAAACGAUGUAGCGAAUGAGAAGCAUGGCGCUAUAGUCGUUGCGUUCCGCGGGACUUACAGCAUCACCAAUACCAUUGUUGAUCUCGGCACCAUCCCGCAAAAAUACGUGCCAUAUCCAUCCCCGGAUGAUGGAGGAGAGACGCCAAAAAAGCCCAGCCACGAAUGCACAAAUUGCACCGUACACAUGGGGUUCCUUGAGUCUUGGAGAAGCGCCCGGGAUGCUGUUCUGCCAGAACUGAAGGCUCUCCGAGCCCAAUACCCGUCUCGUCCUAUUCAGGUCGUAGGCCAUAGCCUUGGGGGAGCUGUGGCCUGCCUUGCGGCCCUGGAGCUGAAGGUAUCCCUGGGCUGGGACGACGUAACGGUCACCACCUUUGGAGAGCCUCGCGCUGGCAAUGCCCAAUUUGCCCGUUUCGUGGAUGACGUAUUUGAUCUCAAUGGAACAACUGACCUUGAGAAGAGGACCUAUCGACGAGUCACCCACGUUGACGACCCUGUGCCUUUGCUGCCACCGAGCGAAUUCGGCUACAAGUCGCACAGCGGCGAAAUAUUCAUUUCAAAGUCUUCUCUAUCGCCAUCCGAAACGGACGUGCACCUCUGCGUUGGUGACGAGGACCCCAACUGCAGUGCCAAAGAUGACAGCACGAUGCAGAGUCUGCUGCAUCGCCUUCUCCAUUUCCGCUGGACGACUAGCUCCUUACAGGCUUACACGGAGAGGAUGAGCUUCCCAGCGCGAUUAAAGCUAUGGCAGCUGUUUUUUGCUCAUCGGGAUUAUUUCUGGAGGCUCGGGCUAUGCGUUCCUGGUGGCGACCCUACAAACUGGGGCCGACAUCCGUAUGAGCCUCACGAUGAAUACCUAUAA